Cheilinus undulatus (humphead wrasse) is the source of this 5105-nucleotide messenger RNA. Its product is annotated as adenylate cyclase type 1-like. The transcript has 20 exons. The record is from RefSeq and is a predicted model, not a curated record. Gene Ontology annotation, biological process: adenylate cyclase-activating G protein-coupled receptor signaling pathway; cAMP biosynthetic process; intracellular signal transduction. Gene Ontology annotation, molecular function: adenylate cyclase activity. Lineage: Eukaryota; Metazoa; Chordata; Actinopteri; Labriformes; Labridae. Bases 195 to 3701 code for a protein of 1168 amino acids. Gene Ontology annotation, cellular component: plasma membrane.
AGCACCAUUCAACCUGUGGAUAGUGCUGUAGGAGCGCGUCUGUGCUCACCGGGCAGUCUACUGGCGAUCUGGGACGCUCUGCCUCCAGCCUGCUGCGCUGUUUGUGCGCGUCUUUUUCUCUCCCUUUUCCCACCGUUUGCUCCGGGAUUCGGUGCGUUCCGUUUGACCUCGAGCCGUGAGCAGGUAUUCAGUUUAUGAAUGGCACUGACAUGGAGGAAAUACCGUUUCAGAAAGUCAAAACCAGGCGGAAGAGAAGUCACUGUCCACCGGGCGUCCCUCUGACCACCAUCGUGUGCGAGGACGAGUUCGACUGCAAAGAGCUCGAGUCCCUCUUCCAGAACUACAACCUGAAGCUGGAGCAGACCUCCACCUUGAAAGCCCUGGCCGUGCUCAUCUUCAUGUCCUCCACGUUGGCCGUGCUGGAGUUGCUGUCCGGCCCCAGCCUCACCAUCUCCAAGGGGUCCCAUCCGGUGCACUGUGUCAUCUUCGUGUCCCUGUUCAUAGUAACCAACGUCAAGUACCUGCAGGUGACUCAGCUCCAGCAGAUCGUCAACCUGACGCUCCUCUUCGGCUUCACCUUCUCCUUUCUCUGCUGCCCUUUCUCGCUGGGCGCGAUGGGGCUGGAGCCCCCGGAGUCCCCGGAGCAGGGCAUGUGGCAGCUCAUCCUGGUCACCUUCGUCGCCUAUGCGCUCCUACCUGUGCGGACUCUGCUGGCUGUGCUGCUGGGAAUAAUGGUGUCCAUCUCGCAUUUGAUUGUGACCGCCACUUCGGUCACGAUGAAGACGCAGAAACUAUGGAGAACGUUGGUUGCCAACACAGUGCUGUUCACCAGUGUCAACCUGUCAGGCCUGUUUGUGCGCAUCCUGACAGAACGAGCCCAGAGGAAGGCCUUCCUGCAGGCGCGCAACUGCAUCGAGGAGAGACUACGCAUGGAGGACGAGAACGAGAAACAGGAGCGCCUGCUAAUGAGUCUGUUGCCCAGGAACGUAGCUAUGGAGAUGAAAGAGGAUUUCCUGAAGCCCCCAGAAAGGAUCUUUCACAAAAUCUACAUCCAGCGCCAUGACAAUGUCAGCAUCCUGUUUGCAGAUAUAGUGGGUUUCACCAGCCUGGCCUCACAGUGCACAGCACAGGAGCUGGUUAAACUGCUAAAUGAGCUGUUUGGGAAGUUUGAUGAGCUUGCCACGGAGAACCACUGUCGUAGGAUUAAGAUCCUAGGAGAUUGUUACUACUGUGUGUCUGGACUGACCCAGCCCAAGACUGACCACGCCCACUGCUGUGUAGAGAUGGGUCUGGACAUGAUUGACACCAUAACGUCAGUUGCCGAGGCCACAGAAGUCAACCUGAACAUGCGCGUGGGCUUACACACAGGUCGGGUGCUGUGUGGAGUGCUGGGCCUCAGGAAAUGGCAGUAUGAUGUGUGGUCCAAUGAUGUGACCUUAGCCAAUGUGAUGGAGGCUGGAGGACUUCCAGGGAAAGUCCACAUCACCAGAUCUACACUGGAGUGCCUAAAUGGAGAUUAUGAGGUGGAACCUGGAAACGGUCACGAAAGGAACGCCUUCCUCCAAAAACAUGAAAUUGAAACCUUCUUUAUAGUGCCAUCUCACCGACGGAAGAUAUUCCCAGGAUUGAUUCUUUCGGAUAUAAAGCCAGCCAAAAAGAUGAAGUUCAAAACUGUGUGCUACUUACUAGUGCAGCUUAUGCACUGCAGGAAGAUGUUCAAGGCUGAGAUUCCCUUCUCCAAUGUCAUGAACUGCGAGGACGGUGAUAAGCGGAGAGCCAUGCGAACGGCGCCACAGAAGUUAAGAAACCGUUCCAACACAAACCAGGCUAAUGUAAUCCAGAGCAGCCCCAGAACCAGGGUCAACCGCUACAUUGGACGGCUGAUUGAGGCCCGCCAGACUGAGUCAGACACGGCGGACUUAAACUUCCUCACACUCAUGUACAAGUGCUCUGAGCGCGAGCAGAGGUACCACCAGGUCCCUGAUGAGUACUUCACCAGCGCUGUGGUCCUUUCUCUGAUCCUAGCUGCCUUGUUUGGCCUUGUCUAUCUUCUCAUCAUACCACAGGGCACAGUGGUACUAGUUCUUCUCGUGUUCUGCAUCUGUUUCCUAGUAGCUUGUAUCAUGUACCUGCAUAUAACUAGAGUACAGUGUUUUCCAGGGUGCCUGACUAUUCAGAUUCGAACUGCUCUCUGCAUUCUCAUAGUGCUCUUAAUCUACGCUGUAGCCCAGGCUUGUGUGGUGGGCUGUAUGCCCUGGUUGUGGGGUAGUGCCAACACCAACAGCUCCAUCAUCAUCAUCGAUGUUGACGGUGGCGCCAACCAAACCAUGGCAGAGCUGCCUUGCGAUGGUGCCCGAUAUGCCUUUCUAUCCUGUGUGGUGGGAACACUCACCCUGGCACUUUUCCUGCGGGUCUCCUGGCUGCCAAAGAUGGCGCUAAUGCUGCUUCUGGGGGUGCUGUACAUCACUGUGUUGGAACUCAGUGGCUUUCGCAAGACUUCAGGUGGGGGGUCUCUCCACAUCCGGGGCUAUGAGCCCAUCCUGUCUCUAUUGCUCUUUGUCAGUGCCCUGGCCCUCCACUCCAGGCAACUUGACCUCAAACUACGCUUGGACUUCCUCUGGGCUGUGCAGGCUGAAGAGGAGAGAGAUGGCAUGGAAAAAGUCAAGCUGGACAACCGGAGGAUUCUCUUCAAUCUUCUACCUGCUCAUGUGGCUCAGCACUUCCUGUUGUCAAACCCCAGGAACAUGGUGAGCGUCAGUAAUAGACAGGCAGACAGACAGACUGACAAACAGGAUCUGUAUUAUCAAUCAUAUGCACAAGUGGGUGUCCUGUUUGCCUCGAUCCCAAACUUCAAUGACUUCUAUAUCGAACUGGACGGCAACAACAUGGGAGUGGAGUGCCUAAGACUCCUAAAUGAGAUCAUUGCUGAUUUUGACGAGCUCAUGGAUAAGGAGUGCUACAGAGACAUAGAGAAAAUAAAAACUAUCGGGAGCACAUACAUGGCAGCUGUGGGUCUUGUCCCCACCAUUGGUACCAAGGCCAAAAAAUCUGUUUACGACCAUCUGAGCACAAUAGCAGACUACGCCAUCGAGAUGUUUGAUGUUUUAGAUGAAAUCAACUAUCAGUCAUACAAUGAGUUUGUUUUGAGAGUGGGCAUCAAUGUGGGUCCAGUGGUUGCAGGGGUGAUCGGGGCACGGCGACCUCAGUAUGACAUCUGGGGAAACACAGUCAAUGUGGCCAGCAGGAUGGACAGCACUGGAGUACCAGGGAAAAUACAGGUGACUGAAGAGGUCUACCGCCUGCUGAAUACCAACUACGACCUGGUAUGCCGUGGCAAAGUCAGCGUCAAGGGCAAAGGUGAAAUGCUGACCUACUUUCUGGAGGGGAAGGUUCAGGGCGUGGGCACUGUAACCACUUCCUCAGUGGUGCGUUCUGCCAGUCUUGCGCGGCGGAUCCAUUCCUGUGGCAAGACCAGCGUCCCGACCAAACUGGGGAGCGUCUCCUCGGCCGCUAGCAUAGCUGCUUAUGCCAGCAUGGGAAGCAGCAUGCAGAUGAACACAGCCAACAGCAGCAACAGCCAAGCAACAUGCCUGCCUUCAUCCUUCGUGCCCACGGUGGGUGAAGAGGAUGAGGAAGAGGAUGCGGGGGUUACAGGGAUUCAAAUUGAGGCCGUGGCAGCUGUUGCAGAUGUGUCAGUGUAGGAAGGACGAGACCAACAGCUCCAGAAAAUAAAAGGGAAGAAAUCCUCUGGUGUGAGGCCUAGAGGAGACAGGGCUGUCCAGGUAUUUCCUUUAAAUCUUUGCCACUGGUAAAAACCUAAAUAUGCUGGUUCAGGAUUUGAACACCUGUGAAAUAACUUGGUGAUGCAGACAAUCAUAGCUGCUCUGAGGAAGAUGAAAAGAGACACCCAGAAUCUAGAAGUAUCUUUUAACAUCUUUAUAUCAGAUGAUACAGUUUGUGGUGUUCCUGGGCUCCCACAGAUCCAGGUAUACAGUAAUGUGCAUCUUUGUUUUAUAUAUAGUACAUAUUCAAUGUACAAGGGUUUUUGGGAAAUUAAUAUCCAGAAAAAGACUGAUCUUGCUAUCGCUUUUGCACUGUCUUUCUGAAUAUGCCAAGGAUACAUUGCAUUAUUUCCAGUAUAAAAUGGUGUUUUUAUUUUGUUGGUGUAUGUAAGCAUGCAUGUGUGUACUUGUGAGUGUGUAAGCAUGUAUGGUUAAUUCUGAAUUGUAACGAAACAGCACAAAAUACUUUUUUAUAUCCGGAGCUCACUGGAUGGAGCAGGCGUUUUUAAGAAAUAUUUACAGUUGAUAGUGCAUGACUUUUCAAGAGUUGACAGCCAUAGUCACGGUACUCCUGUUGAAAGAAAACCAAAGUUUUGAGCUUUUUUUGGAUCUUUAGUCUUACAGCUUUUGUUGCCUCAUUACACUGCAGAGAGGAAAAAGGUUGCAGUUUUUGAACAGAUAUGGUAAGUAAAAGGGACAGAGUUUAGACCUUAAAAUUUAUUUUAACUGUAGAGCUGCUGUGGAAUUAUCUAAUGCCAAACUGGACUAGUGAGAGAGCAUGAUCAACAUCACAUAAAGGACCAACACAGUCUUAAUUAAGGUGCAAACUGAAAUACAGAAAGGUUUACAUCAACACAGAAGACAGCACAGAACGGACUUAAGCACAUACAGUACAAACACAGCUUCUUCAAGUGCACAACCUAGUCCUUCAGCCAACGCCUGUCAAAUAAUCCAUGUACAUUGACAAAUAUUGAGGCAGCAGAGGCUUUGGUGCAUCAUCUGGCUACUGUUGUCUUUCAGGCAUUCAUCAUUAUACUGCAGUUUCUUUCCUAAAUCAGAGCUUUGUUUUUUAAAAUUUCCUCAUGAAAUGUAAGCUUUAGCUUGUCUCUCAGAGAUGUGAGGCGCUUCAGAUAUCUUUAUAGCCUAUGUCUUUAGCAUCAUAGGACUUUCGCUUUAUCUGCAAAGUGUAAAUUCACCAUUUUUCAAGUUCUUGCCUUACUUAAUAAGCUUACAGUGAUUGCAACUUGCCUUUUUAGAUAUAUUCACUUUGAUAUGCAGAUCAUACUUUUUUGUAAAUAGCCAAAACCUGCAAAUUAUGUUGUA